Oenanthe melanoleuca is the source of this 989-nucleotide messenger RNA. RefSeq names its product heat shock factor protein 1-like. Gene Ontology annotation, molecular function: sequence-specific DNA binding; DNA-binding transcription factor activity. Bases 155 to 640 code for a protein of 161 amino acids. The transcript is spliced from 4 exons. The record is from RefSeq and is a predicted model, not a curated record. Gene Ontology annotation, biological process: regulation of DNA-templated transcription. Lineage: Eukaryota; Metazoa; Chordata; Aves; Passeriformes; Muscicapidae.
CCCUCACACCGCCCCUCCAAGAUGGCGGCGGCCAUGCCGCCUCCCGCCGCCGCCGCCGCCGCCGCCGCUCCGGGCCCUUCCCGCCUUUUUUAACGGGCGCGCUCGCACGGGGUUUCCCGGUGCCCCUUCCCGCCCCCGCCGUGAGGGCGCGGCCAUGGACGGCGGGCCCGGCGCGGCGGCGGGCGCGGGGCCCAGUAACGUGCCCGCCUUCCUCACCAAGCUCUGGACGCUGGUGGAGGAUCCCGACACCGACGCCUUGAUCUGCUGGAGCCCGAGCGGGAGCAGCUUCCACGUUUUCGACCAGGGCCAGUUUUCCAAGGAAGUUCUUCCCAAAUAUUUCAAACACAACAACAUGGCCAGCUUUGUGAGGCAGCUCAACAUGUAUGGCUUCAGGAAGGUGGUGCACAUCGAGCAGGGGGGUUUGGUGAAGCCAGAGAAGGAUGACACAGAAUUCCAGCAUCCCUUCUUCCUCAGGGGGCAGGAGCAGCUCCUGGAGAACAUCAAGAGGAAAGUCACCAGUGUGUCAGGGCUGAAGGGCGAGGAGGUGCGGGUGCGGCAGGACAGACUUGGGGGCAAAAAAACCCCAAAAAUCAAAAAAAAAUCCCAAAAUCUCCCUGAAAUCUCCCUAAACCUCUCCUAAAACUCCACAGAAAUCCAAAAUAAUUGUGGAAAAGAAAUAAAAUAAUCUCAAAAAUUCCCAAAUAUUUAUAAAAACUCCCAAAGCAAUGACAAAGGAAAAGCCGGAAUAACUCUCGAAAAACUAAAAAAAUCCCCAAAAAAUCCCAAUAAAAAUCCCAAAAAAAAUCUGAAAAAAAUCCCAAAAAUUCCCAGAGCCUCCCAUGCAUUCCUGCAUCCCAAAUUGUGAUUUUUUUUUUUUUUUUUUUUCCCAUUUUUCCUGUUUUGCAGGUGUCAGGGCUGAAGGGCGAGGAGGUGCGGGUGCGGCAGGACAGACUUGGGGGCAAAAAAACCCCAAAAAAUCCCAAAAUCUC